Chiloscyllium plagiosum (whitespotted bambooshark) is the source of this 788-nucleotide messenger RNA. Its product is annotated as histone H2A type 1-like. Gene Ontology annotation, cellular component: nucleosome. NCBI's taxonomy places the organism in Eukaryota, Metazoa, Chordata, Chondrichthyes, Orectolobiformes, Hemiscylliidae. Gene Ontology annotation, molecular function: DNA binding; structural constituent of chromatin; protein heterodimerization activity. The record is from RefSeq and is a predicted model, not a curated record.
AUGGGACCAAUCAGAAACGGCUGCCCCACCAUUCCUCCCGAAGGUAUAAGAAGCCGCGAUGCGGGCGGAGUGCAGCAUUCUCUCUGAAAGUGUUUGUGAGAUUGUAAGAAUGUCUGGAAGGGGAAAGGGCAGUGGGAAAAGUCGCGCCAAGGCGAAGUCUCGGUCGUCCCGGGCUGGCCUGCAGUUCCCGGUGGGCCGUGUUCACAGGCUCCUGAGAAAGGGUAACUAUGCUGAGCGUGUGGGUGCCGGAGCGCCGGUCUAUCUGGCUGCGGUGCUGGAGUAUCUGACGGCUGAAAUCCUGGAGCUGGCCGGCAACGCGGCCCGGGACAACAAGAAGACCCGCAUCAUCCCCAGGCACCUGCAGCUGGCCGUGCGCAACGACGAGGAGCUCAACAAGCUGCUGGGAGGGGUGACCAUCGCUCAGGGCGGGGUGCUGCCUAAUAUCCAGGCCGUGCUGCUGCCCAAGAAAUCCGCCGCAGCGGGAGCCGCUAAAAAGUGAAGAGCCCUUUCUUGAAUCUACCAACCCAAAGGCUCUUUUAAGAGCCACUCACAGCAUCUGUGAAAGGAGUUGACCUCUGUCUAAUUACGUAUUUCAGAGCCCUGGGCUUUGUACCUGACAUCGAGGAAAUCCUAUCUCCUUUUCAUUGGAUACUGUUACUGUCAACGCAUACAUUCUCCUCUAAAACAUCCUGCUCUUGUACACGUUGGCGGGCAUUUUCAAAUUUGAAAAUAAGCCGUUGAUGUCUUGACGCCAAUAUUACUUAUCUCCAUCCCCCGGCACCCACGAC